AUGGGCGUUACUUGUUUGAGAAGGGAAGCCAAACUACUGCAGCAGGACAUGAAUCGUAGUUUCAGAAUCGGAAGCCUGAGCGAGUUAGAUGACGAUGUUCUUUUACAUAUUCUUUCAUUUCUUCCAUUUAAAGAAGCUAUUCAAACCAGCAUAUUAUGCAAGAGGUGGCAAUAUUUAUGGACACCAAUUUCCAUACUAGAUUUCACCCAAACAACCGAAAGUGCAGAGGAUUUCAUGAAUUUUAUUGGAAGAACAUUGUCACUUCGAGGAUCAUCUAAAAUCGCAAAGUUUAAACUCGUAGGCCGCAUGAAUGCCCUACUUCCUGUUGAAGCAUUGGUUUCUGUUGCCGCGCGAUGUAACGUCGAAGAUUGUGAACUCCAUCUCAAACACCUCGAAGUGCCUUUAUUCUUCCCUCAUAGCUUGCAUAAUUUAGCAACACUGACCCAUGUACACAUCGAACGGGCCCAUCAGAGGCUUAUAGUGCAUCCUUCAAUUUGCCUGCCAAACCUAAAGACGUUGAAGCUAUGCGAUGCGGUCUUCUUCGAAGAACAAUUAACUCAAGCUCUAUUUUCUGGGUGUCCUGUUCUUGAGACCUUACAUGCAGAAGAUUGUUUUUGGGAAGGUGUGACGACGGUGAGUAAACCACCUGCCAAGCUUCAGAGAUUGAUCAUAGAUGAGCCAAUGUAUCAAAAUCCUUAUAAUCCGGUUGUGGCUGAUGAGUUUGUGAUUCAUGGAGAUGGUCUCAGACAGUUCAAUUCUACUGGUCAUUUCUAUUUUGAUUACCGCAUUUUAAAUUCUGCAUUGUUGGAAGAGUUGACCGUUGAAGGUAACCUUCCGAAUACACAUAGAAGAAGCGUUUCAGAAUGUCGUUUUUAG
This is a messenger RNA of Neltuma alba, 876 nucleotides long. RefSeq names its product F-box/LRR-repeat protein At4g14103-like. The record is from RefSeq and is a predicted model, not a curated record. The transcript has a single exon. Gene Ontology annotation, molecular function: protein binding. The coding region runs from base 1 to 876 and encodes 291 amino acids. NCBI's taxonomy places the organism in Eukaryota, Viridiplantae, Streptophyta, Magnoliopsida, Fabales, Fabaceae.